AUGGCCUCGAUCCAGCUGCCUCCCCUGCAGUUUGACGACGGCGGGUUUCGCAUCUCCCUCAUCACCGGUCACACCCCCACCAACACCACCACCGCCGCCGCAGCUGCAUCCGAAGCCGAUCGCGUCUCAGAUGCUGCCCAGUCAGAGCACACGAUACCGGCCGCACCAGAGGCAGCACCACCGCCAUUCCCAACCGAUGCUCCCACCUCGCCACUGGAGACAAGACACAUCCCCGCUGCUCUCACUCCCGGGCCUCCUCGUACCGCAGCAGCAGCAGCAGCAGCAGCAGCAGCAGCUUCUGCUGCUGCUGCUCCUCACAACGUCCUUACCCAACAACCACAGCGGCAGAAGCAGCAGCCUGCCUCCGAAGAGGCCACCUCCUUCCUGGCCGACAUGACCCCCGACACCGACGAACCGAUACUCCAGCAGCAGCAGCAGCAGCAGCUGGAACUCCUGACGCCCACACAACGACCCCCAAUGUCACCUACCAAGACCGAACACGAAGACUACGACCGACGCCACAACCUGUACACUACAUCUCCUCCCCCCCCGACGCAGCAGACCCCAACUGAACCUGAGACUCUGCCGCUCGAGAGUGGGGAGGGCCACGGCCGCCACGGCCGCCACGGCCGCCACGACCGCCACGACCGCAGCUACCUGACCGAUCCGCUCACCCGAGCCGCAGCAGAGCAGCAGCACAGGGAGGAGGAGGAGGAGGAGGAGGAGGACGACGACGACGACGACGACAGCGGACGGCGAGCACCCCUGCCUGUGCAGCAAGACGAGGACGAGCCGGCAAGUCGCGACCCCCACGACGAGACCACCAGCGAGUCGCACCAGGCUGAGCUCAUGCAGGAGAUUGCGUUCAAGCUGGCACCGGACACUCGGGCCGGCCCCGACUCCUCUGAGCCCUCCCAUUCCGACACCCUGACCCGGUCCCAAUUCUCGGUCCCAUCCCCGUCCCCGUCCUCGUCCUCGUCCCCGUCUCGACCAAGGACGACUGCAGACCACGAUACUUCGAGGCAGACCGAAAUCGACGUCAAGCCCUACGGCCACGAUGGUGAUGCCGUCACCACCCCCGUCAUGCCCCAGCUCGCCAACCCCGACUCAGCAUCUGGCUCCAUCUUCUUCACGCCCGGACGCGGCACCGACGUCGAUCGUGCCUCUUCGCUGUCCGAGGACCGGCAGCCGCGGUGGCGGGAGCCUGAGCCUGAGCCUGAGCCUGAGCCUGAGCCCGCGGAGGAAUCCGCCCCGCCGGAACCCGAGGUAGUCUUCAAGCUCGAUGUCGACGACUCCGACAUUCACAUACGUCACAGCAUCCGCGACAGCAUCGCCAGCAGCAUCACCCACAACAGCUACUUCUACGACGACCAAGAAUCCUUCCGGGAGACGCCGCCGCCCGUGGUGGUGCCCAACCACCCGAUCGAAUCUCUCAAGGACGCCUUUGCCGAGUCCCUCAAGGAGGCCACCCACGGCACCAUCGAGAAGCCCAAGCUGAGGGAGCUGGACGCCGCCGGCCGCAGGGAGCGCCUGCUGAGCCAGGGCAAGGACGAGCCGGCCCUGGACUCGCUGUGGCGCUACAGGCCCGGCCAGAGGGAGCACGAGGUGCUCAAGCUCGUCGCCCAGAUCUCGUUCGGUGUCUACCUGCUGCUGAACAGCAUGGCCAACGACAACGCCCAGGUCGUCGCCAUCCUGCAGGGCCACAUCAACGAGAUGGACGAGUUCCUCGAGGUCACGCUCGACGACAUGACGUGCACCACGGCGGACCUGACGGACCGUCUGAACCACCUCAGGCUGCCCAUGUCCAACAUGCGAGUCUUCGAGGACAUGCUCGAGGACCGCAACUACCGCGCCGAGAUCCUCGACGGGAACGAGAAGCUCGACCACGUCCUGUCGCGCACCGACGCCGCCAUGAAGCAGUGGGACGACGACGUCGACGCCGGGCUCCAGGCCACCACAGCCUUCACCGACUGGCUCAACUCGCUGCGCGACGCGCCCUGGCGCCGCGAGCGGCCCGACCUCGUCGACAUCUUCGACGCCAUGAAGGGCAACGCCGACGGCUGGCUGGCCGCCUUUGACGACAUCAACGCCAAGUCGCAGGACAUGAACAGCCUCGUCAUCAACCUCGUCACCAUCACCGCCGAGAUGGAGAAGAAGGCUGGCGAGAUCAGCCGCAAGACGUGGUCGACCAUCCCGCCCUUCAGCUCGCCCACGUCGUCCGUCACCCACGGCAGCAGGAGGGACACGUCCAUCUCGUCGCCGCACUCGCUCUGGUCGUCGUCCCAGCCCACCCGGUCCAUCAACGGCUCCGCCUCCAGGCAGCCGUCGGCCUACUCUGACGCCGAGACGGAUCACCACUACGGCGGCAGCGUCAGGGGACCGGGGUCCGAGUACUACCCCCCCCCGACGUCCUCGACCCCUUCGCCUCCCAUCCCCAUGAUGCCCCCGCCUCGGGCCUCGAACCGGCCGUCGCCGUCGUCGAGGAGGACGUCGGCCGGCGGUAUGGACGGGCCGAAGCUGCGCGUCGAGACGACGACGAUGCCGUCACCCGUCCACGAGGCCACGGCCGAGGAGGAGAGCGAGGACAGCCCGCUGUACACGCUGCAGCCGCGCACGUACACGCCCAAGACACCCCAGCCGUCACCGCUGGCCAUGCACGCCCCGUCGCCCUCCUCGCUCUCCCCCCCGGCCAGCCCGCCGUUCGUCUCCGGCCCGUGGCCGCAGCCGCAGUCGCUGCGCGACCGCGUAUCCCAGAGAUCCACCCCCCCUCCCGCCCUGAUGACGGACACGCGCGCCUCGGCGUCGGCGCCGGAGCGCAACCCGGCACGCACGGCGUCGCCCGCGGUCCGGACCGCGCCCCGCAUGAACAGCAGCCACAGCAACACCCUCUCGGUUCGAGAGUCGUUGAGCGGCACCGGAAGCGGCAGCCUCCUCGUGCGCGACUCGGCGGGGAGCACAGGUCUGCCGUUCCGCGACUCGGGCGGAAGCAGCGGACUCCCGUUCCGCGACAGCUCCGGGUCGGACGCCGACUCGCUGACGCCGCACAGCGCCAUGGCGGCCGCCCACCGCAUGCCCCGCGUAGGCUCCCACGCCGACCUGGGCCAGCACGUGGUGCGGCCGUCGAUGCUGCCGUCGCACAGCUCGGACUACCAGCACUACCACCCGGUGCUGGCGUCGCCGCACUCGCCUCUCCAGCAGCGACCGCACACGGCCGCCGGCGUCGGCCCCAUGGGCGGCCAACCGCACUCCCGCGCCCCGUCGGGCUACUUCAGCCCCCAGGCCCCCACCGGAGGCGGGCACCACGGCUACGGUUACGGCUACGGUCAGCACCGUCCGCCGAGCCACCUUCCCAGCAUGACGACGCUCAACUCGACGGGCACGGCGGUGCGGACGACGACGCCGGGCGGCAGGAGCUCCUCGGGCGUCGGCGGCGGUGCGCCGAGCGCCAAGUCCAGCGGCAGCCGGACGCUCAAGAAGAAGAAGAGCGCGUUCGGAUGGCUCAAGAAGGCUUUCACCAUGGACGACGACGAGAGGGCCGCCUUCGAGGCCCGCAAGGCAGCGCAGUACAGCGAUAACUACUACAAGGAUCAGGAUCCAAAGUUUCUUGACGGGAAGAGAAUCCGCUGA
Molecule: messenger RNA, 3627 nt
Organism: Geosmithia morbida
Lineage: Eukaryota; Fungi; Ascomycota; Sordariomycetes; Hypocreales; Bionectriaceae
Exons: 1
Coding region: 1-3627 (1208 amino acids)
Source: RefSeq, a predicted model, not a curated record